AUGGCAUCCAGCGCAGUCACCUCGAAACUCGGCCAACUAGAGGCAACAGCAUCAACCCAACAACGUACAGAGGAGUACGCCGGCGUCCUUCAAAGCAUCAUCUCAGAACCCUCGAACCAAGCCGAGAACCUCGUCGCUUUUGUGCAAUCAAUUACUUCCGACAGUGUCGGCGUCAUCAACUCUCGACCUCUGCUAUCUUUGUUUGUCGAGCGCUUCCGUGACCUUGCCGACAACGAUGUCAAGAUCGAGGCUGGCUCGCAGAUCGUGCAAUUACUCGCUCCCAAAGUGAUCUCAUUCGAGCAACAAGACACCGAGCUGAAGUUCAUCCUGGCCGAUGCCUACGAAAAAGACGAGGACUUCAGCAACUCGGCCAAGACUCUCCAAGGCGUCACACUCGAAUCGUCGACACGGACUGUGACCGAUGAUGAGAAGGCCAAGGUUUGGAUGCGUAUCUGCCGAUGCUAUCUGGAAGAAGACGAUCCUACAAACGCCCUCACGUACCUCAACAAGAUCAAGCAGAUCUACUACACCGUCACCGACCACACCACUCGACUUCAGUUCCAGCUAUCGCAAGCACGUAUCAGCGACUCUCAACGUAGCUUCCUGGAAGCUUCUGCGACGUACCUGGCGCUCUCCCACGAGACUGUCAUCGACGAAGAGGAGCGUUUGCAGGCGCUCUCUGCCGCCAUCACUUGUGCUGUCCUGGCACCUGCCGGCCCGCAGCGUGGCAAGCAGCUCGCGAAGCUGUACAAGGACGAGCGGUGCGUCGACACGCCCGAAUUCAGCAUCCUAGAGAAGAUCUUCUUGGAUCGCCUGCUCUCUCCCUCAGAAGUGGCAAACUUCGCCUCUGGUCUGAAGGAGCACCAGCUCGCCAAGACUUCCGAUGGCAGCACCGUUCUCGACAAAGCCGUCCUCGAACACAACCUCCUCGCCGUCUCUCGCAUCUACGCCAACAUCACCUUCCAGAACCUCGGCGCUCUUCUGGGUGUCGAGCCCGACAAAGCUGAGAUGUACGCCUCGACCAUGGUGGAGAGCAAGCGUCUUUCUGGAUCGAUCGACCAGAUUGCUGGCAUUAUCCACUUCAAUACGAAGGAAGGUGGCCACAGCAAUGUGAUGGUGGAUUUGCGGGCAUGGGAUGUGAAUGUCCAAGGUCUGGCUGAGGAGGUAGAGAAGGUGACGACGAUUCUGCAACGUGAGGAGCCGGCUUGGUUUGAGCAGCAUGUUUCCGCAUAG
Molecule: messenger RNA, 1233 nt
Organism: Zasmidium cellare ATCC 36951
Lineage: Eukaryota; Fungi; Ascomycota; Dothideomycetes; Mycosphaerellales; Mycosphaerellaceae
Exons: 2
Coding region: 1-1233 (410 amino acids)
Cellular component (GO): cytosol; COP9 signalosome
Molecular function (GO): protein binding
Source: RefSeq, a predicted model, not a curated record